Molecule: messenger RNA, 276 nt
Organism: Cryptococcus wingfieldii CBS 7118
Lineage: Eukaryota; Fungi; Basidiomycota; Tremellomycetes; Tremellales; Cryptococcaceae
Exons: 1
Coding region: 1-276 (91 amino acids)
Biological process (GO): protein secretion
Source: RefSeq, a predicted model, not a curated record
AUGCCCCCACGCACAUAUCUCCUCUCCCGCACCCUCGAUCCCGUCCUCGGCGCAUUCACAGGUGUCUUUGCCUACUACCUCAACGAGACAAACCCCCGCACAGCACCCCCUCCCGGCCACACCCUGAAGGAACUCGUGUCCUGGCGCUGGACCGAGUCCAAGCAAUUGAGAGAGGCCAGGGAGAAGGAGGAGCUGGAAGAGUGGGAGAAGGUGACUAGGCAGCUGGGAGUGGUCACGGAACCGGCAGCGACACAGGCGGUGGACGCAAAGAUAUAG